AUGUCUCGUGUUUCCCGAAUCCCAAGUAACGGUUACGUGAAAGAGAAAGUCGUGUUGGAGCCGGAAAUGAAUUGCGAGGGUCACGUAAAACGAUCGCAGUCCGGACGUGAGCUCGAGGAAGCGAAUUUCUCUAAACUCUCGAUCUUGAAAAAGUGCCGAAGCGUGGAUGGAACUUCGAAAAAAGCAAAGAUCAACGAUGUUCGUAGACUGAAGACGCGGAGUUUAAAGGUGCCGCGGGUUCCCGAGAGAAUCGUCAAUAUAGUCAACAUUUUGCAGCACGAGAAAUUUCUGGAUAUGGUCGAUCAGUUCUUCAAGCCGAAUUCCAAGAAACUAUCGCGUAUCAAGAAACCACAAUCAAAGACAUCCGAUAUGAACAAAAGUCUUGAUUGUGGCACCGAAGUGCAUAUGUCCACCAUUUGUGAAAACACCUUAGACCGUGCUAAUCAUCGCUUUGCUCGCACAGAAUCAAAGUUUGCUCUCGGUGUCGUCGUAGAUGAUCGCCGGGUUCGAGGCAGCCCAUUUUUCCUUGAAUGCCAGUUCUUCCUUCUUGGGUCUGCUCUUCAACCUUUGGAUGCCAGCGUAGUGUUCCUCGAUUUCCUUCAAGGAUCUGCCCUCUGUUUCUGGGAGGAUGAAGUAGAGGAGAACGCCACCGGCGAAAUUGAUCAGGGCGUAAAAGAGAAAAGUUCCUGGCAUGGACAUUCCGUUGACCAUGUAGAGGUACACUUUGUUCGCGACGGAGUUGAAGACGUAGCCUAUGGAGCCAGCGAUUCCUGUUGCGCUGCUUCGUACCUGGGUCAAAGUUGA
This is a messenger RNA of Heterotrigona itama, 804 nucleotides long. NCBI's taxonomy places the organism in Eukaryota, Metazoa, Arthropoda, Insecta, Hymenoptera, Apidae. The record is from the annotation of a GenBank genome assembly.